AUGGACGGUGCGGACACCUCCCCUCACUCUAUGGACAGUGCGCACACCUCCCCUCACAAUAUGGACAGUGCGUACACCUCCCCUCACUCCAUGGACAGUGCGGACACCUCCCCUCACCUCAUGGACAGUGCGGACACCUCCUCUCACCCUAUGGACAGUGCGGACACCUCCCCUCACUCUACGGACAGUGCGGAUAACUCCCCUCUAUCUAUGGACAGUGCGGACACAUCCUCUCAGCCUAUGGACAGUGCAGACACCUCCCCUCACUCUAUGGACAGUGCGGACACCCCCCCCCCUCCCCCUCAUCCUACGGACAGUGAGGACACCGCACCUCACCCUAUGAACAGUGCGGACACCUCCUCUCACUCUAUGGACAGUGCGGACACCUCCCCUCACUAUAUGGACAGUGCGGACACCUCCCCUCACUUUAUGGACAGUGCGGACACCUCCCCUCACUCGGACACCUCCUCUCACCCUACGGACAGUGCGGACACCGCACCUCACUCUACGGACAGUGCGGACACCUCACCUUACUCUAUGGACAGUGCAGACACCUCCCCUCACUCUAUGGGUGUUGGACGGAGGUAUACUUUCUGUGGGUGUUGGACGGGGUAUACCUUCUGUGGGUGUUGGACGGGGUAUACAUUGCGCGGGUGUUGGACGGAGAUAGACCUUCUGUGGGUGUUGGACGGGGGUAUACCUUAA
Molecule: messenger RNA, 705 nt
Organism: Candidula unifasciata
Lineage: Eukaryota; Metazoa; Mollusca; Gastropoda; Stylommatophora; Geomitridae
Source: the annotation of a GenBank genome assembly